This is a messenger RNA of Corvus hawaiiensis (hawaiian crow), 1320 nucleotides long. Its product is annotated as serine/threonine-protein kinase PAK 3-like. Gene Ontology annotation, molecular function: ATP binding; protein serine/threonine kinase activity. The record is from RefSeq and is a predicted model, not a curated record. The transcript is spliced from 8 exons. Gene Ontology annotation, cellular component: cytoplasm. Gene Ontology annotation, biological process: intracellular signal transduction; protein phosphorylation; regulation of MAPK cascade. Lineage: Eukaryota; Metazoa; Chordata; Aves; Passeriformes; Corvidae. The coding region runs from base 1 to 1023 and encodes 340 amino acids.
AUGGUGAAUGUUUCGCAGCGUGGAAUGAGGAGUAGGAACAUCCUGCGUUGUGGGAAGAACAACAGCAAAGAUCUCGGAGCAUGGGAAGAGGAGGGCAAACAUCCAGCAGCAUGGGACCAGGAUGGGGAGCAUCCAGUGGCGUUGGAAGAGGAUGGCAAACAUCAUGCAGCAUGGGAAGAGGAGGGACAACAUCUCUCCGUGUGGGAAGAGCACCGUGAACGUCCCACUGUUUGGGAAGAGGGUGGUGAAGCUCCAUCAUUUUGGGAAGAGGACAGUGAACCUCUCUCUGUUGAGGCAUCAUGGGCUGAGCAUUCUGACAGCAGCACAGCCUUACAGACAGAGGGGAGAGGGAACACCGUGAGCGUGGAGGAACCUGCCAAGAAAUACACUGAAGUUGAGCCAGUGGCCAUAAAGAAAAUAAAUCAUGAACAGCAGAACCAGGAACAAGCUGUGAAUGAGAUCCUGGUCCUCAAGGACAAGAAGCAUCCCAACAUUGUCAGCUAUUUGGACAGCUACCUUGUUGAUGAAGAUCUCUGGUUGGUGAUGGAGUACAUGGAUGGAGGAACUUUCCAGGAUGCUGUUAGACAGACACAUGUGGCUGAAGAAGACAUGGCAGCUGGCAGCUUGUCUGCAAGCCCUGUAUUUCCUUCAUUUGAGGCAGGUGAUCCAGAGAGAUCUGAAAAGCUCCAACAUCCUUCUGGAAUGGAUGGCACUGUCAAGUUGGCUGAUUUUGGCUUCUGCACUCAGCUGACCCCUGAGCAGGAUCAACAGAGCUCUGUGGUGGGCACUGCUCACUGGAUGGCCCCAGAAGUUGUGAGUGGUUCUCCUUAUGGCCCCAAGGUGGACAUCUGGUCUUUUGGGAUAGUGACCAUCGAGGUGGUAGAAGGAGAACCUCCUUACUUCAAGCAAACUGUGGCCAUGGCUCGCUGCCUGGUGCGGCAGAACGGGACCCCGCCCUGCAGGAGCCCGGGCGCCUGUCGGCUCUGCUGCGGGACUUCCUCAGUGCAGCCUGGAGCCCCAUGAGGAGCACUGCUGCAGCCAAGCCUCUCUCCAGCCUGACACCUCUGAUCACUGCAGCAAAGUAGUUGAGGGAGCAGCAGAGAUGAAGCACUUGAGGACAGCUUUUUGUUAUGCCAGUUAGGACAACUGGUUAGUUAUGCUAGUUAGGAGAGCUAGUUUGUUCUGCUAGCUAAGAUAGCUUGUUAUGGUAGUUAGGACAGCUAGUUUUUUAUGCUAGUUAGGACAACUAGUUUGUUAUGUUAGCUAGGACAACUAGUUUUUUACACUCGUUUUUUGAAUAAAAACUCUGUUAAACCUCAA